CGUCCAGAGGCCUCGCCACGUAUAAAACACCACGGGCCACGCUCUCUGCGGCAGAGCAGGGAUGGGCUCGAAGCAGCAGCCCGCGCUCCGGCCGAACGCCGCCGAGAGAGGCUGCGGCGGCGACGGCAGGGCGGCGUCGCUGAGCGAGCGGUCGAGCCUCACGAACGCGUCCUUCAGGGUGUACUACAGCCUGCGCGCCGGCGCCGUGCCGUUCCUGUGGGAGUCCGCGCCCGGCACGCCAAAGAGGGACGCGGAGUCGCCCAUCCGUGGGGCGGCGAUGCUGCUUCCUCCCCUCUCACCGCCGCCGUCGUACCAGUCGCCGUUCCAGCGGAAGGGGAGGAGGUCGUCCUGGACGGCGGCGGCGGGUGGCAUCAUGAGGGCGCUGCUCGGCGUGCUUGGGCUCAGGAAAAGCCACCGCCGGCGUCCCGCUCCCGCCUAGUGGUGUUUUUGAACUGCCGACGUUGCAACUUGUGUGUUGUAGACUUGUAUAGUAGGUACAUGCUGGCGUCAUCGUUAAACAACACGGGCGAAUCGAUUAAUUAUGA
Messenger RNA from Triticum dicoccoides, 545 nucleotides. RefSeq lists its product as uncharacterized. The record is from RefSeq and is a predicted model, not a curated record. The transcript has a single exon. NCBI's taxonomy places the organism in Eukaryota, Viridiplantae, Streptophyta, Magnoliopsida, Poales, Poaceae. The coding region runs from base 62 to 439 and encodes 125 amino acids.